Penaeus indicus is the source of this 2189-nucleotide messenger RNA. RefSeq names its product innexin inx2-like. Gene Ontology annotation, molecular function: gap junction channel activity. Gene Ontology annotation, biological process: phototransduction. Lineage: Eukaryota; Metazoa; Arthropoda; Malacostraca; Decapoda; Penaeidae. The record is from RefSeq and is a predicted model, not a curated record. Gene Ontology annotation, cellular component: plasma membrane; gap junction. The coding region runs from base 197 to 1339 and encodes 380 amino acids. The transcript is spliced from 7 exons.
GCUACGUGGGCAGCGUGGAGGAAGGGAGAGAAACAGAGAGAGAGAGAGAGAGAUAGACACGAAGAGAGACAGAGAAAAAGAGAAAGACAGAUGGAUAAAGAGAGAUAAAGAAAAUAAACAACGGCCAUUAAAAAAAAGAGAGAGAGAAAAAAAGAGCGAGGGUGGAAAAAAAGGAAAGAAAAGAGACUAGUCCAAGAUGGUUUUCAAAGCGCUUUCGAAGAUCAAAAUCAAAGUGGAUCUCAAGCCCACGGUGGAUAGCUUGGUGUUUCGACUCCACUAUCGAUACACCAACCGGAUCCUCCUCGCUUCCACCCUGCUAACCACGCUCUACGAUGUCGUCGGCAAAAAGAUCGACUGCAUCACAAACGUCGGCUCGGAUUCCUUCAAAGAGGUGGUGGACAACUACUGCUUCAUCAUGGGCACGUUCACGGUGGACAGGCUGCACGAGAAGCAAGUGGGGGUCCAGGUGCCCCAUCCGGGUGUAGGGCCGCCCGAACCCGACGACGAACUCACCUUCCACUCGUACUACCAGUGGGUGCCGUUCGUGCUGUUCGCGCAGAGCCUGCUGUUCUACGCGCCGCACUGGCUGUGGAAGCAGUGGGAGGGCGGCCUGUUCAAGACGGUCAUCCAGGACCUCUCCGUCAGGGACUACCUCGGCAGGGAAAUGAAGCCCUACUUCAGCCGCGACGAAAGGUACCGGGCGCUGUCUUCCUACAUCCAGAACCACAUAGAACAGCACAAGCGUUGGGUCUUUAGGUUCUUCCUGUGCGAGGCCCUGAACCUGGUUGUUGUGCUGUCGACUCUCUACUUCACAGACUGGUUCCUUGGCGGGGAGUUUCUUACGUACGGUACUGAUGUGAUCCAGGUGGCCGGCAUGGACCCCGAGAACAGGACAGACCCGAUGGCCUUCGUGUUCCCGCGGAUGGCCAAGUGCACCUUCAAGAGCUUCGGUAGUUCGGGCACCAUCCAAAUCCGUGACGUCAUGUGCCUCAUCGCCACCAACAUCAUCAACGAGAAGAUCUACCUGUUCCUGUGGGUGUGGCUGGUCACCCUGACGGCGCUGACGGCGGUCUGGGUCGUCUACCGUCUCCUCGUUAUGCUCUUGCCGUGUCUUAGAGUGGCUGUUCUAAAGCUGUACGUGAGGGAGUCCUUCCACUCCGACGUCACAGCGAUCAUGAAGGAAUCGUCCCUGAGCGAGUGGUUCCUCCUGGUCAGCCUCGGGAAUAACAUGGAAGCGACGGUCUUCGGCGAGUUCCUCCGGUUCUUCGCCAAGGACCAGACCAAAUCUACGGACACGAUACCCAUGCACGAAUACGAGAAAGAGAGGAUGUCGAUGUGAGUGGAACGUGUGCGAGGGGAAGGGAGAAAGAGAGAGAGAGAGAGAGAGAGAGAGAGAGAGAGAGAGAAGGAGAAAAGGAGGGAAAGGAAAGGGGGUAGAGAGGGAGAGUUAGAAAGAGAGAGAUAGAAAGGGAGUGCGAGUAAGCGAGCGAGCAAGAGAGAGAGAGAGAGAGAGAGAGAGAGAGAGAGAGAGAGAGAGGCAGACAGAUAGAGAUGAAUGAUAAAAAAAAUGUAAAUACAAAAAAAAGACUUUUGUACCUUAUUUUCAAAAAAAUGUAAUAAAGGGAAUACUAUAGCUAAUUCAAUGGCCAAAAAGGAAAGGAGUUCCUCAAUAAAAAACUAAAUAUCCAUCUGUUUGAGACUCCGAAACCCUGUUGCAUAACAUUGACCUGUUUCUGAUUUCAAAACCCUGUUAAAUAAACAUUGUUUUCUCCAAAGCCCUAUUAAAUAAACGUUGUCUUCUCCAAAGCCCUGUUAAAUAAACGUUGUUUUCUCCAAAGCCCUGUUAAAUAAACAUUGUUUUCUCCAAAGCCCUGUUAAAUAAACAUUGUUUUCUCCAAAGCCCUGUUAAAUAAACAUUGUUUUCUCCAAAGCCCUGUUAAAUAAACAUUGUUUUCUUCAAAACCCUGUUACAUAAAUAUUGUUUUCUUCAAAGCCCUGUUAAAUAAACCUUGUUUCUCCAAAGCUCUGUUAAAUAAACCAUAUUUACUUCAAAGCCCUGUUAAAUAAUUGUUUUUUCUUCAAAACCCUGUUAAAUAAACAUUAUUUUCUUCAAAGCCCUGUUAAAUAAUUGUUUUUUCUUCAAAGCUCUGUUAAAUAAACAUUAUUUUCUUCAAAGCCCUGUUAAAUAA